This is a messenger RNA of Anisakis simplex (herring worm), 372 nucleotides long. The record is from the annotation of a GenBank genome assembly. NCBI's taxonomy places the organism in Eukaryota, Metazoa, Nematoda, Chromadorea, Rhabditida, Anisakidae.
UUUUUCAUCUUCCAAAAACAACUGACACUGCGCGAAUGGAAAUCCGAUAUCUAUCAUUUGUUCUACAUGAACGAAACGCAACAAAGAGUGGUGGCUGAAAUGAAGUUGGAUUUACCGUCGCAAUAUCGAUUCGAUGAGGUACAUCCGAAUUCGGAUGCUCGCUUCAUCGAGAACACCGAUAAAAGUCGUUUCGAAACGUUAAGGCGAGUCUAUGAAUGUCUACCAGCGGUUAGUGUUCGUUGUGGAAACGAGUUGAUAGGCGUUGGGGCGAGUACAAACUACAAAUUCUACUUGUCUUGGCCUUGCACACUGCCUCAAGAGGUGCAGUCACCACUGGAAAUGCGAGUCUGGCAAGACUCCAUUGGAAUAUGA